Molecule: messenger RNA, 774 nt
Organism: Caenorhabditis angaria
Lineage: Eukaryota; Metazoa; Nematoda; Chromadorea; Rhabditida; Rhabditidae
Source: the annotation of a GenBank genome assembly
UUGAAUAUUGUGCCGCAAAAACGAAAAUGUAAAAAAUGCGAACGGAUUGUGUCUGCUGCCGAAGAAUCCCCUGGUUUGAUAAGCGUAAGUUGUUAAGUUUGCCAAACUAUCGUAACCUAUAAAUAUUCUAGAUCCGAUGCUCCAGGUGUAUGAUAAGGAUAGCACCACGAUCAAAUACAAUUUUUGCGAAAUCCCAUUUAACAUGGAUAAAAAUCAUGGCAAUUUUAAAUUUGUAUUCCCAGAAGUAAGUUACAUGAUGAAAAAUGAUCGAAAGGUUCAACAAAUUUUCCAGAAACGAUAUUGAAACGAUACAUCAACAAACAAAAAUAUCGAAAGUGGCAGUUUCCACAAUUGUUGGAAAUUUGAGCGAUAUCCAUGUAGCGUGAGUUUUAGUUCAAAGGGUGGGAAAUAUUUGUAUUCUGAGAAGGAAUGUCUUGAAUAAGUUCUUCCAACUUUUUUUUGCUGAUUUGCUUAUCGGUCAAACAGUGCGUAAAAAACGUCAUUCAGACGAGGUUCCAGGUUUCAGAAAGUUCAACAAUCAGCAAACUGAAAUGUUCUAAAAAGGAACAAUACAAAUCCAAAUUAAAAUUUUAACAAAUUUCUCAAAAAAAUAAAUUAUUUGUUACGUGACGUGACCCCCUUCAUCAAUCCAAAAUGUUUUCUCGAAAUUCUCCUCAUUUCAGAAUUAUCUUGCACUGGAAAAAUGAACAACGAAAGAAACAUGCAUAUAGUAUUGAAUCAACAAUCUGUUGUUUUGGCGUUACAAGAAAAUAG